Colletotrichum destructivum is the source of this 3453-nucleotide messenger RNA. Its product is annotated as Putative MIF4G-like, type 3, initiation factor eIF-4 gamma, MA3. The record is from RefSeq and is a predicted model, not a curated record. Gene Ontology annotation, cellular component: catalytic step 2 spliceosome. Gene Ontology annotation, molecular function: RNA binding; protein binding. NCBI's taxonomy places the organism in Eukaryota, Fungi, Ascomycota, Sordariomycetes, Glomerellales, Glomerellaceae. The coding region runs from base 169 to 2931 and encodes 920 amino acids. The transcript has a single exon. Gene Ontology annotation, biological process: mRNA splicing, via spliceosome.
AGUAGCAACCUUUCUCCGAAACAGAGUAACAGGAAAUUCCAAGAGGAAAAAAAAGAGUCUCUCCACCCACGUCUCGACGUCGCAAGCCCCUCCCCACCAUCAUCAUCACCACCACGCGAUACCGAACCUCUGAUAGGUGCUCUGGGGACUGACAGACUGCGAGGCACGAUGGCAUCGGCAGACGUUGGCUCUCCGCGCCUCGAGCGCCGCGAACGCGAUGGCGAUCUGGAAGGCGACCGCGACGCCGGCGACCGUCCUCACCACCGCGACAGCGAGCGCCCCCGCAACCGAGACAGCGACAGAGACAGAGACCGCAAUCGCGAUCGCGAUCGUGAUCGCACCGACAGCUACCGGCCGGCCCGCAAGGAACAACGCCGCCCGACGCCGCCCGUUAAGACGGAGGAGGAGAAGCAGGCCAUCGCAAAGGCCGAGUACGAGAAGCUGCUGUCCAUGCGGUCCGGAGGCACAUACAUCCCGCCCGCCCGGCUGAGGGCGCUGCAGUCCCAGAUCACCGACAAGAGCUCCAAGGAGUAUCAGAGGCUGAUGUGGGAGGCCCUGAAGAAGAGCAUCAACGGUCUGAUCAACAAGGUCAACUACUCCAACAUCAAGCACAUCGUCCCCGAGCUGUUUGGCGAGAACCUGAUCAAGGGCCGCGGCCUGUUCUGUCGCUCCAUCAUGAAGGCACAGGCCGCCUCUCUGCCCUUCACCCCCGUCUUCGCCGCCAUGGCCGCUAUCGUCAACACGAAACUGCCUGCCGUCGGCGAGCUCCUCGUCAAGCGCCUCAUCAUUUCCUUCCGCAAGGGCUUCAAGCGCAGCGACAAGGCCGUCUGCGUCUCGUCCACCACCUUCCUGGCCCAUCUCAUCAAUCACCAGGUCGCACACGAACGCCUUGCCGGCCAGAUGCUCCUUCUCCUCCUCCACAAGCCGACCGACGAUAGCGUCGAGAUUGCUGUCAACUUCAUGCGCGAGGUUGGCCAGCAUCUGCAGGACAUGCAGCCCGCUAUCGCCUUGGCCGUCUGGGACCAGCUGAGGAACGUGCUGCACGAGGCCGACAUCGACAAGCGCGUGCAGUACAUGAUUGAGGUCCUCUUCCAGGUCCGGAAGGACAGCUUCAAGGACAACCCACCCAUCAAGGAGGAGCUGGACUUGGUGGAAGAGGAGGACCAAAUCACACACAUGGUCGACCUCGACGGAGAUAUCGACGUGCAGGACAGCCUCAACAUCUUCAAGUACGACCCGCAAUGGGAGGAGCAUGAGGAGGCAUACAAGAAGCUGAAGGCCGAAAUCCUAGGAGAGGGCAGCGACUACGACGACGAUGACGAAGACGACGACGACGAGAGCGACGAAGAGGAGGAGAAUGAGGAGGAGAAGGCGAUGGAGAUCAAGGACCAGUCCAACACUGAUCUGGUCAACCUGCGACGCACCAUCUACUUGACAGUCAUGUCGUCCAUCGACCCCGAGGAAGCCGUACACAAGCUCCUGCGAGUCAACCUCCCUGCCGGCCAGGAACCAGAACUUCCGUCGAUGAUCGUCGAGAUCUGCUCUCAGGAGAAGACCUUUUCCAAGUUCCACGGCCUGAUUGGCGAGCGCUUCGCCAAGUUGAACCGGCUGUGGACCGGCCUCUUUGAGGAGUCGUUCGCCGACUACUACAGCAAGAUCCAUCGCUACGAGACGAACAGGCUUCGCAACAUUGCGCGCUUCUUCGCGCACCUGCUCGCGAGCGACGCCAUCGGCUGGCAUGUUCUGUCCGUCAUCCACCUGAACGAAGACGAGACGACCAGCAGUUCCAGAAUCUUCAUCAAGAUCCUCUUCCAGGACAUUGCCGAGGAGCUCGGCAUGGCAAAGCUCCAGGCCCGGAUGAAGGACGACAUCCUGCAGCCGAGCUUCGAGGGCCUGUUCCCUCGCGACAACGCGCGAAACAUCCGGUUCUCCAUCAACUACUUCACCAGCAUCGGCAUGGGCGCUCUCACGGAGGCUUCCAGAGAGUACCUCCAGAACAUGCCCAAGCCGGCUCUGCCCGCGCCGCCAGCUGCCGAUUCCGACUCGGACUCGGUGUCCAGCUACUCCUCCUACACUGGCUCGUCGUACUCUCGCUCGCGGUCAAGAUCGCGCACGCCCCGCCGUGCCAUCGACCGCAAACAUUCCGAGUCCAGAUCGCCUUCUCCCCGCGGGAGAGGACGCUCCUACAGCCGAGGCCGCAGCUCUACCCGAUCGCGAUCCUACAGCCGCUCGGUCACACCUCCUAAAAGGGGGGUCCGCCGCAACGACUCCUACUCUGCCAGCACGCCGAGAAGGCGCGGUCGCUCAGUCAGCUAUUCCAGGUCUCCCUCUCCGGCCCGAAAUGGCCCGAGGGAUCGCAGCCUUAGCGUGACGCCGCCGCCGCCUCGAAGGGCCGCCCGGAGAAGCAGCCCGUCCAUCAGCAGGUCUCCGUCCCUGCGAAGAGGGCGUUCCGCCUCCUACUCGGCCAGCCCCCCACCCGCCCGAGGCUCGGCCCGCGGUCGCAGCCCCAGACCAGACCCUCGCCGCGCAGCCCGGCGGAACAGUUCGUCAGUGAGCAGCGCGCCGCGGAAAGGCGCCCGCUACGACAGUCGCUCGCCGAGCCGUGCGUCGUCAUACGACUCGCGGUCUCGCUCGCCCGUCGACCGCCGCGGGCCUAGAGACAGAAGCCGCUCGCCUCCGCCGCGGUCCCGCGCCGCCCCCAGCGUCUCACCGUCGCCGUCGCCGCCGCCGCCGAGGGCAAGGGGUGCCCGCCGCGACGACUCGGUGUCGAGGUCGCCGAGCCCUCCUCCCGCGAGGAAGCCGCUCAAGAGGGGCUCGCCCGACGACCGGGGCAGAGACUCGAGGAGUCCCGCCGGCGUGAAGAGGAGGAGGCACAGCGACUCUGUAUCCCGUUCGCGGAGCCCGCCGCCGUCCAAGAAGGGGCGGAGGUGAAGGAAGGGCAAUGGUAGGAGGAGGGAGGAGGGGGAGCAAGGCUGGAAGUGUGUAUAAUGGGUUCGAACUCGGCACCAACGCCCGCCUUGUUCAUGAGACAUAAUGAAUGGGGCUGGCCGGUGUUCAGAUUGAUAUAUGUAUAGCUAGGUACUGACAGACGCGGAACCGGAGACGGUGCAAAAUUCCAAAGUCACCCGCUUGGAGCGGAGACGGCUUUCCUUUCAAUCUUUUAAUAUAUAAGAUCCCUAUGCCCCUUCCUUUUUUUUACACCCUUUAGAUGUGACGUCCAUAUGGGUCGAGGUUCCCAAAUACUUUUCCCCAAUUGAGUUGAGGACUCUAAUAGUUUAUUGGUUUUUGCAUGCAGAAGGAAGUCUCUUUCCUUGGAUCGUCUGCCCCCUCCCCUCCCCCCCGUUAGUCACUUAACAAAUGUACACCCCCCUUGGCUUUCUAGAGCAAAUUUCAUUCUUGGUCGUACAGGCCAGCAGCGCCUCGUCAACUAUCAUCGGUCUUCCCCUCUUCUCC